AUGGCUCAUAACAGCAACAGUUCUUGUUGCAUUGUUGCAUGCAGUAUACUAGCAUUGUUAUGCACUUUUCUAUUCUUGGCGGAAGCAUCUCCUUCGUGGGACGACGGUGGCGACAGCAGCAGCAAAAAGUACAACAACAAGAAAAAGCACGAGUAUAGCCACCGAAAGGACAAAGACAACAAUGACUAUCGCAGACACUACAACUAUACCAAUAUAGACAUCAAAUACAUUUAUUACACCGAACCUGCUCAAACUCCAACCGCUAUUUCUACCGAAAACUUUCCUGUCGUUACCGAUAUUGAGACCAUUACCAGUGAUCAGACUUUUACAGAAACUGUAACCGUUGGUCAAGCUACAGAUUUUACUAUAGUAGACGACGGAAUUGACGAAAUGGGUGACGAAAUUGACGCAAUCGAUGACGAAAUUGACGAAAUUGACGGAACUUCUACAAGUCGAGCUGGUCUCGCUACAGAUCAUUGUAAUUGGACCGGAGCGGAUAACGUGACCCAGACGGUUCGUGAUAUUGUUUUGGCAUUACAGCUAUCAAUACUGCUAGGUUUUGAUAAAGAGUAUGUCCGGCACUUUAACGCGGUUAUCUUUGGGAACUACGAUACCUCGAGUGCACAAGAGAUCUAUGGUCCUUUGGGUAUCCAAGGCAACUAUGGCGGCAACGACUACACAGUCAAUGUCCGCCACGCCUCGACCUGCGCCAGCCUGAGCACCAGCAGUGGCUUGAUUGACUACAGUUAUGGUUUGGUGGUUGGCGGCGUCAUUAAUGUCGUCAAUACCAAAGUGCACGGUGCAUCGUUUUUGGAAGAAGGUGGGACGACGGACCAAGUGACUCAAUUAGAUAAUGGGUGUCCCAAAAUGACGGGAACCACAGGUGGCGUCGACUUUGAUGCAUUGCGCACGGCCUAUCGACUAGCAAGUCGAGAACUGGCUAGUUUCCCUCCGAAUGUGGUUUUAGAUGCAAAUGACGGGUUGACGGUGGAUACAGUGUCUGAAUCAGCUGGCACGGCGAAUUAUAAUGUCAUGACGUUUGCCAGUUGUACCAUCCUUAGCAUGGAUAAUACUUGUAACCUUUAUCCAGGUUCUAUGUCGUCUCCUGACCAUAUGCUUUAUGGCAUAGGUAACUGGAAUGGUCCUGCAAGUAGCGAGCAGUUUCCAACGGAUAAAACUUUUGUUAUUAAUGUUCCUGUCAAUGACGGAGACACGAUCACGCUCAGAACCAAUAAUCCAACCCAGGGUGGUCUGUUAGCUUGCAACACUAUUUGGAAUUUCUAUCCUGUUGACGCGAACGGAAACUAUGAUCCCAAUGGAUCAUUCACACUUCGUCGAGAAACCGGGGGUGAAUUACACGGCUUAAUCCUUGCUCCUCUCGGUCACAUCAAAGACAGCUCUACUGGAUCGUUCGUUGGACAAUUGAUCGGGUUGGAUUAUGGAUGGGAAGGUGGCAACGGUGUCGCUGUCAAGGACUAUGCGGCGACCGGCUGUGGUGACCAUUUUACUGGCUGCAUACCAAUUAUUCCGAAUAACGCUGAUACAUCAGAGUGCACCACAACCACUACCAUUGACGUUAUAUCCACCAUUCACGAUACGGCAACAAUGACCGAAACGAGCACUGAAACUGACUUUGCUACAGUAUACACGGUGUCCUUCAGUGUAGUUACAGAAACAGAUAUAGUCCCCGUAACAGACACUACUACGUCGACGGAUACGACCACAGAAUUGACCACUACCACAGAAACACAAGGAUCCAUUGGCACGAUAACAGAAUUUGCUGGCACCCUAACAACAACAGAGUUAUCAACGAUCACUGAAGAGACGACUGAAACCGACAUUAGUACGACGACACAAGAAACGACCGAGACCACGACAGACGUGAAGACAACCACAGAUCAUGACACGCUUAUUUCCGUGGAUUUGAGAACUACGACGGACAUGGAGACAAUCACAGAUCGUGACACGACAACGACCACAGAUCAUGUCACGCUUAUUUCAGUGGAUUCGAAAACAACGACAGCUACAACCACUGUUUAUACGGACGACGAUGUCCUAAGAGCUACAGCUCCGGUGACUGAAGCACUCGUACGAGAUUAUGGUAUUAUUGAUAUUGUUGUGACGCAACAAUAUACAACAACCGAGUACUUGCCAGGAAUGACUACUACGGAGCAUGAUCAAGAAACCGUCUAUGUAACUGUUGGAGUGCCUGUACCCGAUGGCGGCCGGUGGUUUGAAGAUGAUGACGAUGAUUAUCAUGGCGGUGGUGAUAACGGAUAUUAUCAUCAUCGUGGUCACCCUUAUCGUGGCGGCACCAGCAAGAAUGGGUGGAAUAGGAAAAAAAAGCAGCAUAUUGGUGCAAAGAAGAACAAAGAAUAUGAAGGAAAAAAGAAAGAAUGGUACCACAAACAAAAGUAUAAUCCGGGCUACAACGACUAUUAUAAAUAA
Messenger RNA from Zychaea mexicana, 2448 nucleotides. RefSeq lists its product as uncharacterized. Lineage: Eukaryota; Fungi; Mucoromycota; Mucoromycetes; Mucorales; Lichtheimiaceae. The coding region runs from base 1 to 2448 and encodes 815 amino acids. The record is from RefSeq and is a predicted model, not a curated record. The transcript has 5 exons.